GGAUGUACUCUCUUGGUUUCAUCAUCUAAUAAUCAAAAACCCUAAUUUCCUAUUGGAGUUUGGAGGCACUCGAAGCCCUCCCCUAUUCUUCUCGUAUCAAGGUGCUCUCGUUGAGAGACAUGACUGACGCAUCGUCCACCACGCAUGAACUCGAUUCUAGGGUUCGCGAGAUGGGACACGCCAUGGUGCAGAUGCAGAGAGAUUUGGAAUUCAGGUUCGAGAGGCUUGACGGGGCUCUGGCUACGAUCCAAACUGCCGUGGCCGGCCUCCAAGCAGGCGGCGGUGGCCGAAUAAGGCGGCACCCAGAUCACCACGAAGGCCCUAGGGGCGGCGGGUUCCAGACGCCAAAACCUAAGCUAGAGCCGCCCAAGAGCGACGGCACAGAACCCCUGCGAUGGUUGUAUCAAGUGCAGGAGUAUUUCGCCUACUACGAAACACCUCCGGAGGACCGGUUGCGAUGCGUCACCAUGAUGCUCGAGGGACUAGCAGCCGAUUGGUUCCGAUGGCGAAGGAAUAACGGACUGCUCAGAGAUUGGGACGACUUUGUAGCAAAAUUCAAGCUCCGGUUCGACCCAUUGCACUACGUAGAUUAUGUCGGCCAGUUAGCCCGCGUGCGGCAGGUGGCGGGGGUAAUGGAAUACCAGGGGGCAUUCGAGAAGGUACUCACCCAUGUCACUGACGUACCCGAACCCUACCUUCAAUCGUUGUUUCAUGCGAGCCUGAAAAACCACCUACAACAUGAAAUUAGCCUUUUAAAGCCCGAGACAUUGUCGGAGUCUUUUGCCUUGGCCCGGGAGUUGGAGGCCAAACAUCAGGCCAUCGUGCAAUCGGUAGGGAUGAAGAGCGCAUCAUGGAGCAACAACUUCACGCGUAAUAGCCCCAAUCGGGCAGCAACAGAAGCAUCGGUGGGGUCCGUCAGCAAACCUAAUCCGACGGGAGGUGGACCCAAAACCCUGUUAGAAGGCCGAGAGACCUCCACCUCACCACCCGUCAGACGACUCACCCGCGCAGAACGAUUGGAGAAGGACACGAAAGGGCUAUGUUACAAUUGCGACCAAAAGUGGCACAAGGCGCACAAAUGCGGACGGUUUAUCCUGAUCAUGGGGGAAGACGAAGGAGAAGAGGAGGACAGCGAGAAGGAGGAAGAGAUUGAGGUGGCAGCCGAUAUUUCAAGCCUGAAUAGUAUGGCAGGCGUCACCACUCCGCGUUCGCUGCGAUUGACGGGGAAGAUUGGACAACAGGGGCUGGACGUACUCAUUGACGGGGGGAGCACGCAUAAUUUCGUACACCCCCGCACAGUGGAGAAACUUGGACUGAGCCUCGAGGCAGUAGCGGCAUUCCGGGUGUACGUGGGGAAUGGAGACUCAUUACGCUGCACUCAGCAAUGCCGAGAAGUGGAACUUGAGCUGCAAGGAACGACAUUUAAAGUGGACCUCUAUGUCCUUCAAAUACACGGGCAUGACAUAGUCCUCGGUGUCCAAUGGUUGAGGGGGCUGGGGCGAGUCUUGCACGACUACGAGCGGGUGACGAUGGAGUUCGACUGGGGUGAACAAACGGUCACCCUACGGGGAGAUGCCGUACUCCCAAAGCAAACCUCCCUCCACCAUCUGCGGGAAUUGCACACCCGACACGAGGUUGAUGCCGGGAUCAUCAUCAUGGAAAUACAAGCCGGGGUAGCAACAGAAGAAGGGUCCGGCGUGGAACAGGAAGGGAUACCGAGGGAAAUUGCAGAACUCUUGGAGCGAUUUGAAGAGGUGGUCCAGACUCCGGAUCAGCACUUUUACAUCCGAAAACUCUUGGGAUACCAGUUCAAAAUAGAGUACAAACCGGGGGCAGCCAACCGCGUGGCCGACGCCCUUUCACGGCGGGACGAGGCUUAUCAAGCUGGGCAGCAGCUCCUGGCAAUUUCCUCACCUGUGCCGGACCUAAUGGAGGAAAUACGACGGGAAAACACCACCCAGCCGGACCUCGUUGCACGCCACCAGGAGCACCGGGCGCGACUGGCCGAACCCUAUUCGGUUACGGAUGGGGUCCUAUACUAUAAGCGGCGGGUAUGCGUGGGUUCUUCUUCGGCCUUACGACAACAACUUAUCCGAGAACACCACGACACCCCACUGGCUGGUCACCCAGGAAUUCACCGGACCUUUCUGCGACUGGCACAAAAUUUCUACAAGCCCCAGAUGAGGACCAAUGUCAAGGCCUACGUCCAGAAAUGCCAUACGUGCCAAACUACCAAGUAUUCUACUCAACCGCCAGCAGGCCUACUCCAACCCUUACCUGUGCCUACUCAAGUAUGGGAGGACAUCUCAAUGGAUUUCGUCACGGGUCUUCCGCCGUCUCGGGGCUACACAGUUAUAAUGGUGGUUGUGGAUCGUUUGACCAAAGUGGUCCAUUUGGAGGCAUUACCGGCUGGAUUUGAUGCCCGUCGCACAGCACAUUUGUUCAUUGACAUCGUGAAACUGGCACGGCGGUACUACGGCCCCUACCGCGUGGCAGCCCGGAUAGGGGAGGCUGCCUACCGAUUAGAGUUACCGGCGGGGUCGAGAAUCCAUCCCGUGUUCCAUGUUUCUCUUCUACGACCUUACUAUGGAACAACGCCGGAACAAGACCACAUCACACUGCCAACCGAAUUUGUGCAUGGGCAGCCCUUAUCCGAGCCUGUGAGGAUCCUCGCCGAGCGACAGGUACUAAUCCGAGGAAAGCUAGUGAAGCAAUGCCUGGUGGAGUGGACUGAUGGGGGCAGUGAUGACGCUACUUGGGAGCCCUACGACCGGCUUCGGCAACGAUUUCCCACGCUUCACCUUGAGGACAAGGUGGUUUCGCAAGCGGCGGGGAAUGUUGCGCAUGGGGUGCAUGGAUCCCAAGAUGGGGACAUGGACGAGCAGAAUAAGGCAACGGGCCGAACCAAGGACAAACGGGCCGAACCAAGGACAAACGGGCCGAAGAAGAAAAGGUACCAGCCCAAGAAGAACGUGGGCAGCCGCGAAGUCAACGUCGGAGGAAAACACCGGGAUGGCACGGUGAUUAUGUUCUAAAGUAAAUUAUUUUAUUAUUUUAUUAUUUUAUGUAAUAGAUUUUCUUAGGUGGACGUAUUAUAAGUCCCUUCAAGGGUUUUCUUUUCGGUUCUUUCCCUUGACGCCUUUUUUGAACCGACAGGGUAGUGUAGGGUUAGGGUUUCUCAAAUACUAUAAGUACGGGAUGUACUCUCUUGGUUUCAUCAUCUAAUAAUCAAAAACCCUAAUUUCC
Molecule: messenger RNA, 3246 nt
Organism: Cuscuta campestris
Lineage: Eukaryota; Viridiplantae; Streptophyta; Magnoliopsida; Solanales; Convolvulaceae
Source: the annotation of a GenBank genome assembly